Molecule: messenger RNA, 930 nt
Organism: Ogataea philodendri
Lineage: Eukaryota; Fungi; Ascomycota; Pichiomycetes; Pichiales; Pichiaceae
Exons: 1
Coding region: 1-930 (309 amino acids)
Source: RefSeq, a predicted model, not a curated record
AUGGAGCUCAGUAAGAAACGAGUUGUGUUGGACUUCCACCGGCGACUGGGCCGCAGACUGCGCACGUUGCAAUUGGACAGCAUAACAGACAAACGGCUGCGACAGUAUAUCAACAAGAAGUUCGAGAAAUCGUCGAAAUCCCCGAAAAAGAGCCUGAAAGAGGGUCAUGAAUUUUACCAGUUACUGGUGGACUCGUCCAGGAGCCAGUUCAAAGCGGGAAUUCAGCUAUUUCAAAUAGCCUACUGCAGAACAGUGCCGCCACACAAACGGGUCCCCGACUGGCUUGCAGAGUUUCUUAGCACCAAGGUGGUCACCCGUGAUCAAAAGGAACAGUUCAAGGCCAAGUACGAAGGUAUCUUGGUCCACAAUCACGAGAUCAACAAUUUCAAGAACGUAAAAGGUCUGGUUGAGAAAUAUGACAAAACCAUGGCACAAAGCGACACCGAGUCGAGUCCAUCUAACCACAGCAUUCUGGAUAUCUUGAAAGGUAAAAAGCCAAAAUCCAAUCCCGUUCAAAAACCAAGGACUGCCUUCAACUCUCCCUACUACGCACGAUUUGACCGCCUGAGAUCGAGCUUCAGACGCUAUAUAGACCAUGACUGGUCCCUUCCGCAGUUGAACGUGCGAUUCCCGCCAAACUCUGUUGGGCUGCCCCGAAACCCCAACGUUAGGCAAAAUCUUGUCUUGAAAAAACUGCUUCAGCUUCGUCGAUUUAUUCAGGAAUAUCCUCCUAUCGCCAAGGGAGAUAUGGACCAUCUGGAUAACGUGAUCCGCUCGCCUUCCAUGGACAACCACGCCCUCAGACCUGCAUACGAAAGAUUCUUAAGAGACUCCUAUGCCAUUAAUGAUGAUGGUAGCUUCAAGCUAUCCCGAACAAGGAGCGUCGGCAUACCCGCUCCGCAAGAGCUGUUCAAAUACUAUGCUAAAUGA